Molecule: messenger RNA, 1180 nt
Organism: Armigeres subalbatus
Lineage: Eukaryota; Metazoa; Arthropoda; Insecta; Diptera; Culicidae
Product: serine protease snake-like
Exons: 4
Coding region: 178-1101 (307 amino acids)
Biological process (GO): proteolysis
Molecular function (GO): serine-type endopeptidase activity
Source: RefSeq, a predicted model, not a curated record
UUAGUCUGUUUUUUACUAAAUAGCUCGUUGAAUUGCGUACUUGACCAUCCUCCCAUAUGCUCUGCCUCUGCGUGGUACGGCAGAUAGCACCGAGUCAAGAGGUCAAAUCUGUUUAUUGGAAGGCUUAGUCGCGUCCAGACAAAUUUCCGAUCGACAGUAUUCCACAAUCUACAAUUGAUGACAAUGCGUGUUGGCUUGUGUUUCACAUUCCUCGUGGCGCUGGUCCAAGGUCAACGAAUAGCUGAGAGAAAAUGUGAAGAGUAUCGCAAUGCGACAAUCAAGAGGACGCCAAUAAUUCCGCUAACAGUCAAUCCUAGGCCAAUAACGCUUACAAGCUACAAUUGUUCCAAAACGGUUGAUUUGAUUGUAGGUGGUGAAGUGGCCAAGAAGAAUGAGUUUCCCCAUCAAGCAUUGUUGGGUUGGAAGCAAUCGGAAGAUUCCUACGAGUAUAAGUUUGACUGCGGUGGAUCACUGAUUAGCGAACGGUUUGUACUGACGGCAGCGCACUGCUCCAAACGGGGACAACCUGACAUUGUUCGUCUUGGAGAGCAUAACAUUGACGACGACACGGAUAAUCAAGUCGAUUUUGAAAUAGAAUCGAUCGUGAAACACCCUGACUACAGAUUUCGAUCUGCUCAUCACGAUAUUGCGCUCAUCAAGUUGACAGAAAAUGUUCGCUUUUCUAAGGUUAUCAGGCCUGCCUGUCUGUGGACCGGGCACAACAUCAAUGUAACUUCUGUCAUUGCGACGGGAUUUGGAAGCAUGGAAACAUCUGGAAGCGGAUCAAAUUUGCUCCGUAAAGUGGUACUCGAGUUCAUCGACAAACAAGUAUGCGAAAGACAAUUUGCAGGCAUGAGGAAUUUCGGAGGUAGUCUCAUAGAUCAGCAGCUCUGCAUUGGAAGCAAAGUCGGAGGCAAAGAUACAUGCCAGGGAGAUUCCGGUGGUCCGAUUCAAGUGAUUUUGGAACCAAAAGGAUGUACAUUUCACGUAAUUGCUGUGACUUCCCUAGGGCCGAAGUCGUGUGGGGAUUCCCCUGCUCUUUACACACGGGUCGCCGGAUAUAUUGACUGGAUCGAAAAAAUUGUGUGGAAAAAUGUUUGAGAAUCGAUCAACAUUAUCUUUGAUAUUAAUUGAAAUUAAUAAACGUCGAGAUAAUCCUAGUCCAAAUAGAUUCAUCUAA